AUGAUCGCAGGGGAGAGACCUCCAAGCAGUUUGGUUCAGACUGAGAGGCCUUCAACUAGUUCAGGCAGCCGCCCUCGCAACUACGACCGUCCCUGGAUGUCACAAAGCAUGACUUUCGAUCGAAAACCCACCCAAGUCGGUCGACCGGACAAUAACCUCGAUUUGGGGAUCCAAUCUCGUAAGGCGACCUUCCAAAACGCUAUGAAAUCCGCAGAUACCGCGAAGAUUGAUACGGAAGUCAAGAAAAUCUCUCAAACUGCAUCAAAGAAGAUCAUCACGCAGGGUAAACGCCAAGUGCGGGAGGAGUCGGAAGAAAUCAAACUCGACAUUAGAAUUGCUCAGCCAAGCGCGCCAAAGCCAAAAGUUGAUGUCAAAGCGCAGGUAGAAAGUAGUCGCUCCAAGAAAAAUGCUCCCACCGGAAAACCAACAACUACGGUUGCUGCAAACCCUCUGAACAAAGUCACGAAGCAAGUAACAAUCAAUCAAGCCCAUGAAGUGCCGACGCCGAACGAGGUCGCCAUCGCGGAAAAUCCCUACGAUCUUCAAAUGGAAGGCGUCAAAGUGACCGAAACCGAGCUUAAGCGUCACGCUGGGAUGAACAAGCCAAACCCGACGCAGAACUAUCCUCCAGUGAGAGCUCCAUCAGCUCGGCAUUCGAAAACUCAGUCUGACAUCGACUUAGAGAACUUUUUAUCGACUCAACAGAAAUAUGCAUCUCCCGCAAUGAGCCAACGAUCCGAAUUCUCGCAAUUUUCCAUCUCGAACUUGGAGACGAAAGAGUGGAAGUUCGCCUUGAACUAG
This is a messenger RNA of Oikopleura dioica, 801 nucleotides long. Lineage: Eukaryota; Metazoa; Chordata; Appendicularia; Copelata; Oikopleuridae. The record is from the annotation of a GenBank genome assembly.